Messenger RNA from Sphaerodactylus townsendi, 5643 nucleotides. It is a transcript of the gene FKBP15, whose product is annotated as FKBP prolyl isomerase family member 15. The record is from RefSeq and is a predicted model, not a curated record. Gene Ontology annotation, molecular function: peptidyl-prolyl cis-trans isomerase activity. The transcript is spliced from 30 exons. Gene Ontology annotation, cellular component: growth cone. Lineage: Eukaryota; Metazoa; Chordata; Lepidosauria; Squamata; Sphaerodactylidae. Bases 191 to 3853 code for a protein of 1220 amino acids.
AAUCACGCGGUUCAGUCGCCGGCCGCUUUCACUUCCUAGUUUGGGGGCGGUCACUUUGUUGAGUGCGCUAGUAAGAACGCCGGCUGGUUUUGUGACACUGUCGUGAAAGGAAGUGCAGUUGUCGUGUUUUGCGGCAUCUCGUGCCGCUUCUGUUCUCAGGGCGGCGAGCGGUUGAGGGAGUCAGGGGAGAAUGUUCGGGGGCGCCGAGGAGGAUGACGCGGACUUCCUGUCUCCGACAGGCGGAACCAGGUUGGCCUCCCUCUUUGAACUGGAUCAAACAGUUACAGGCACUGGAAAUGAAUUUUUCCAGUACACAGCACCCAAACAGCCCAAAAAGGGCCAACCAGCUACUGCUGCUGGUCUGGCAUCCCAGAAGUCACCUGUUUCCACACCCACUUCGGGACCACCAUCUGUCUUCAUUGCUACAGCUGUUCAUGCAUAUCGGUUUUCCAAUGGGCAAUACGUGAAACAAGGCAAAUACGGAGCAGCUGUAGUAGGGAGUCACUCAACCAAAGAGUACAGGAUCCUUCUUUAUAUCAAUCAGCAACAGCAAGUCACAGCAGCCAGGAUCCAUUCAGGGUUUGUGUUCACGGUCCAACCCAACAACUACAGUACAUUUUAUGAUGAUCAAAGACAGAAUUGGUCUAUCAUGUUUGAGUCGGAAAAGGCUGCCAUGGACUUCAAUAAGCAGCUGUGCAUUGCCAAGUAUAACAGUAUUACUUCCCCUGAUUUGGUGCUGCAUCAAGAUCUGAUUGUUGGAGAAGGCCAAGGUGUGGAAAUAGGAGACUCCCUGGAGGUGGCUUUUACAGGCUGGCUGUUCCAGAACUGUGGACUAGGACAGGUGUUUGACUCAAAUGUUAACAAAGACAAGUUCCUGCGUCUGAAGUUGGGCUCUGGCAAAAUCAUAAAGGGCUGGGAAGAAGGCAUGACUGGCAUGAAGAAAGGAGGAAAGCGCUUUCUUGUUAUUCCACCAGCACUGGCUUAUGGGUCGCAGGGAGUAGCCAAUUGCAUUCCUCCAGACUCAACCCUGGCCUUUGAGGUGGAUGUCAAGCGGGUGAGGCUUGUGAAGGACUCAGGCUCCAACGGACAGAAUCUAGGCCCCAGAGAUUCUCUUGUGCCUUCCCCUGGGCCAAACCAGGAAAACGUCCUCACGGAUCCAGCAGGAUUGCCUCCCUCAACACUACCUCCAAAACCAGGGGAGCCUGCUGUGCGGGCGAAAUUCAACUCCAUCAGUGAGCACCUACCGAAUCCUGAUGUUGCGAAAGCAAAGCUGAUUUCACGGAUGGCGAAGAUGGGGCAGCCCAUGCUGCCAUUCCUUGCAGGCACAGCUCCCGCUCAGCUUGACUUGAGUGAUUCGGAGAUGGAGGACCCAAAUUCCUUGCGAGGAGCAGCAGCAGCCCAGCCAGCAGCAUCUUCCCCCUUGAAGCCAUCCCCUCAGACAACCCUAUCUCAGAUGACUGCACAUGUGCCUCAGCCCAGUGUUUCAGGGGUACAGAUGUCCUCUGGUGCCAUAAUGCCUGCAGCCCUUCAGUCACCUUCAGUUGUUCCUGGAACAGCUCAGGCUUUUCAGCCGUAUGCAGGGGUGACAUAUGCUUACCCACAAGCCAGUCCAGCAACUUCUCAGCUCCAACCUGUUGGGCCAAUGUACCCCUCUCCUUUUCAAGUUGGUGCAGCUGGAGACAUUGGUUCAUUCCUGAUCACAGAGGCCAGGCAGCAAAACACAGAAAUCCGCCUAGCUGUAGGCAAAAUGGUCGAUAAAAUAGAUCACCUGUCAGACAAGGUGAAUGAGCUGCAGAAGCAGAACUCCAGCCACAGUUUACUAUCAAGCAACUCCUCUGUUACCAUGGAAACAGCUAUGAUCAUGAGCAACAUCCAGCGCAUCAUCCAAGAGAAUGAGAGGCUGAAGCAAGAAAUAUUUGAGAAGAGCAGCCGCAUUGAGGAGCAGAAUGAGAAGAUCAGCGAGCUGAUUGAUCGCAACCAGAGGUACGUUGAGCAGAACAACCUCUUGAUGGAGAAGAGGAACACCUCGCUGCAGAUGAACAAUGAGCACACGCAGGCAAGAGUCUUGCAUGCUGAGCAGGAGAAGCACAUGCUGCCACUGGAACAGGGCUGGGACCAGGUCAAGGUUGCUGAGGAGCUGGCGGCUGCCACGGCUCAGAUCUCCCGGCUUCAGCUGGAGCUAACCAGUCACCAGAAGAAGGAGAUGGAUUUGCGCUCCCAGUUGAACACUGCCCUGAAGGAGGCAGAGAGACAUGGCACACAGCUCAACCAGCUGCAGGCCCAGCUGGCGGAACUUCAGCAAUCAUCUGAGGAUACCCGGAACAAAUUCCAAGUUGAGAAGCAAAGCCGCAGGCAACUGGAUGUCAAGACAGCAGCCCUGGAAGAAGAGCUGUGUGACCUCCGUGUGGAAAAGGAGAAUCUGGAGAAGAAUCUGGCUGAGAGGAAGAAGAAAUCCCUCUUGGAGAGAGGACAAGCGGAAGAAGAAAUGGAUGAGCUUCGCAGAUCCUACCAGGAAGAGCUGGACAAACUCCGGCAGCUGCUGAAGAAGGCUCGUACAUCAACUGACCAGGCAGCUUCUGAGCAGCUUUCUCUUAUGCAGGUAGAGCUGGAAUCCCAAUGGGAAGCCAAAUGCGAGCGUAUGCUGAGCUCUGCCAAGGAGCAACAUGCCCGCCAGUACCAGGAAGUGUGUGAACAGAGAGAUGCCCAGCAGCAGAAAGUGUCCCAGCUGGAAGAGAAAUUAUUGCAGCUCAAAACCACCAAGGGUUCAGAGGACGAGAAGCUCUCUGUCUUGCAAGAGCAGCUGGAACAGCUCGAGCCUGUGAAAAGCAAGUACUUAGCUUUACAGUCCCAAGUAGCUGCUCUCAAGGCACACUAUGAGGAGCGGAUCCAGGACCUUGAAAAGCAUCAUGGGAGACCUUCAUCUGUGGACUCCACUGAAGAGGUGAAGAAGAUCAUGAACCAGGUGUUUCAGUCUCUGCGGGGUCAGUUUGAGCUGGAGGAGCCCUAUACUGGCAGAGAAGUCUUGGGCAUCGUUAUGAACACCAUCAAGACAGUAACCCUGCAGCUGCUGGAGAGGCAUGAGGAUAGGGAAGAGAGCAGCAGCGAAGACGACGCCCCAGGCUCUGCGGAGGAGAAAAGAGCAAGUCCUGUGGACCCAGAGGAGGAUCCCAGAAGCUCUUCUCCACUCAAACCACCACUUUCAGUGCCUUCAGUUCCCCCCGACCCUCCAAAGGAAGCAUUAGCCCAUCUUCCUUCUGCCUCUCCUGAAGGAGGCGAGGGCAACCUGGCAAUUGCCAUGUCUGAGGCACAGGCCUUAGAAUCACAUACAGAACAAACCUCCUCAGCCUUUAAUAAGACCGCAAAGCCUGAUACAAAGCUGGAAGUCCUGGCCAGCGAGGAAGAGGGACACUCUGGUUGCUCUGAACAAGUGGACGCAAGUGCUGAGAAUGAAAUCUGCUCAGUCAACUCAACACUCGCUGCAGCAGGAGCAUCAGAGCCUUCUGAGCCAACAGCGGAGGAGGCAGAGCACAAGAUGACAGAAUCCACACUGGAUCCAGACAGAGGAGAGACUUGCCUGGAUGUUCCAAACCAGAAUGCUGAAAUUGCUCCUGUGGCCAAAGAACACAGCUCAGCAGAAACUCAGCAAGGAGAAACACCCAAACCUUCUCAAGUAGAUUCUGGUCUCCAUGAAGAUCAGGGCAGUACAUCUAAAGGUGUAACUCACAAGUCCCAUAUGUCAGGAGGGCAACAGGAAGAGGACGAGGACGAAGAAUUGAGCAUGAAGGGCCGACCGCCUCCAACUCCUCUCUUUGGGGAUGACGAUGACGACGAUGACCUGGAUUGGCUUGGGUGAACAACACGGCAAGACUUAGGGUGGGUGCAAGUUGAUUGAGCGGCCAUGGCCUGAAAUGGAUGGAACUGUUGUAGUGGAGCUGCCUGGAUUGCUUAUUCAGGGCAGGGCAGCCCCUGUAAGUUGCUGACCAUUAUUUGCAGGGUGGGGGGUUAAAGACCUUGUCCUCGUGUCCUGACUUCUGUGAACCUGGACCGAUUCAAGAAGUCAGCCUCUCUCUUUCUUGCAUGCACAUAUCUGUCCUACUAAUCCUACUUAUGCAAACAAGGAGGUGGAGGAGGGGCCGGGGUUGUGCCCUCCCCAGCUGCAGGAUUCCAUCUCCAUGUGAACAUCAGCACAAAGGCUCAGAGGUGUUUAGCUUUUAUCCUCCAGCUCCCCAGCCUUUGGCUGGUUUUCAAAAGAAUCUGUCAUUCCAAACCCAUGCCUCUGCAUAUUUUGAUUGCAGGCACAUGUAGGUCGGCUAGAUAUUGGGGCAAUUCCCCGCAAUGCCUUGCUUGCACAUAGUGGUGGGUAGGGGUGAGCAAUGUAGUUAGCAUUUUGUUUUGCUUUCUGCCUGGUGCUGCAGGAGGGUCCAAUCCUUUGCCACUAGCAGUUCCUUAAGUGCCGACUCGUUGCUGGAAAUCUAAAUUGCUAGAGGCCUCUGAAAGGUGAGAAGCAGCAUGCAUGGUUGACUCUAUUAUCCUUUUCAUGGAUGAAGAGUAGUGACUGCUGUUCUCUUGACCCCUGGAGUAUUUCUAGUGACCUUUAAUCCUGUUCAAAUAGCCUGUCCCAUUAACCUGAAUGUGUGUGUUGGUGCGGGGGGGGGAGCAUCUUUGGCUUACCAGUAAACCAGAUGAAAUGUUAAACUAAUCUUGGCUAGCCUUUGGUUUUCAAGUUACUUUGCACAAAACAGGUUAUGUUGACCUCCAGUGUGAAACGACCUGUUUAAAGAAGAGAUUUCAAGUCGCUCCUUGUGUCUAUAAUUCCACAACCACCCAUAUGCGAACCUUAAAAAUACACACGUCUGGGACAGGGUCUUGAUUUUUUCCUUCCAUAUGGGACCAGCUGAUUAUCUUGUUCUUGAGGCACAGAGCAGCAUUCAAAAUGAACUGUUACACAUAGACUUUUUCGGGGUGCAUUGGAUAUUACUCUUGCCUCUUUGUGCCAUCAGGAGCUUCUGAAACAAGCUUGCAGAGCGAGCAUCCCAAACUCUUGUUGGACUGCCUGGAUACAAAGCGGAUCUCCCCAGUUACAAGUGUCUAAUCAUGUGAUCCUGUAAUCAUGCACACAACUCAUCUGUGGCCACACAGAACUAUUUUUGAAGCUGCAUCAACAGGAUAAUCAUGAUGUAUGUAUUGUCCUCUGGCACAUAAUGGUGUUUCGUUGUUGCUGUUAGUCGAUCAAGGCAGUCAACGUCCUUUAUUCAAAGGAGAAUGGAUAUUUAAAUGUUUCAUUCAACCUGGCGUACUAAGUCUGGUAUUUAAUUCCAAGAUUUGACUGCUGCUUUUCUCCCCUCCACCCCCAUCCCCUGACAAAGAUUUGAUUUGAUAGACUGUAUGGGUAAGCAGAGCACUUUGAAGGAAAUGAACGCUUUUGAAGCCAGGUUGCUUACAACAAGCCAGGCCCCAUGCUGUCUCCCCUCUUGUCACCGUUACGGAUGCUCUGUGUUGCCCUCUUCUCUUCAGGAGUAAGCGUGGAAUUGAGCAGCUUGGACAUGAAACUAACCGGCGCCACGGCUCUCCUUUUGUUUAGACCUUGGCAGAAUUAAAAUAUGAGCUCACUUCUUGAACAAUAAAAGUGCAAUUUAAACUGUC